Molecule: messenger RNA, 195 nt
Organism: Puccinia graminis f. sp. tritici CRL 75-36-700-3
Lineage: Eukaryota; Fungi; Basidiomycota; Pucciniomycetes; Pucciniales; Pucciniaceae
Exons: 1
Coding region: 1-195 (64 amino acids)
Source: RefSeq, a predicted model, not a curated record
AUGGGCUCGGGCGAGGCCGGCUCUCCCGAGGAGCCCGAGUCUGAGGAAGAACGCAGACGCAGAGAGGAGGCUGAAGAUAUGCGCAGAGCCGUCGAGGCGGCUGAACCUUCCCUCGUCGGCGACGGUGAGGCUUGGAUUUGUGCCCCUCCUGAUUACGAUCAAUCUCUUAAGGGCCCUCCCGCUUAUCUUUUUUAG